Saccostrea echinata is the source of this 2551-nucleotide messenger RNA. RefSeq lists its product as uncharacterized. The transcript is spliced from 11 exons. The coding region runs from base 1 to 2517 and encodes 838 amino acids. The record is from RefSeq and is a predicted model, not a curated record. NCBI's taxonomy places the organism in Eukaryota, Metazoa, Mollusca, Bivalvia, Ostreida, Ostreidae.
AUGGAAAUGGAUUAUACGGAAAUCUUGGAUUUCGGCGAUGAGCCUGUUACAGAUGUGGAGUCCAAAUUAAAAAUACUGAAGUUUUCUUAUUCCUGGGCGGAUAAGGUGGAAGAAGAAGAGAGGCUGAAGAGAAAAGAAACUAAUUCACAACCAGAGGCUGGUCUCUUCCUGGAGGAUUAUCUGAAAACUUUUGAUACAAUGUAUGAACAAGUUCCAUCAAAAGGGACAUAUUCUGAGAAAAGACGCAAUAUCAAAUCAAGCUAUUCAAGAGAUAAUGUGAAGUUAAGGAAUGAUCCAGUUGAUUUGGCUCGUUACAACAGAAACAACCCAUCAACAACAAGAGGACAGCAGUAUACAAAACCAAGAUUCAGAAACAGGAGAUACUACGAUACUCGUGAUCCACAAUUUGGGAAAUAUCCCAGAAAACUGAGCGAUGACACACCUCCAUUUAGAUACAGAAAAGCUAAUGCUUUCCCAUCCAAGGAUGAAACAUUCCCCUCCAGGAAAAAGGAGGACAACUGCUCUGUCAAAAAUGGUCUGAUUAACCUCCAUUAUACUCAUUUGAAGAGUUCCAAAAAUAUUGACGACAACAACAACGAUUUAGGAAUUAUAUCCAGCAACAUAAAAAAACACAAUGGUCCUGUAAAUGGAAACAAAGAUGACAAUUCCAAAACAGAUAUUCCUUCUGUUAAUCCGGGAACAACAGAAAACAGUCCAAGAGAAGAGGUCGCCCAAGUUCUGAAAAAUCUCAUAGACGAUGUUAUCCGUGUUACCGGAAACCACUACGACAGGCGAAAAGAAGAUGUUGGUCGUGAUAUGGAAGGCAUGAAGAAAAGUCUCAAAGAUCACCAUGGCAGUGAUACUGGAAAUAAAGAAAACAGUCCCAAAGUUGAUGCCAGUCUGUGCAGGAAAAAUACAGAUAACAGUUUCAAUCAAGAUAAAGUCCAUUUUAUUGAAAAAGAAUCUGACAUUCAGAGAGAUGGUACACUCCAUGAUGUAAAGAAUAUACCUGAAGCCAGCAGUGCCAUACAGGAUUGCAGCAAUGUAACUGGAAACAAAGAUGUCCACCUCCAAAACACAGACAGUGUUUCUCAUGUUACUGACUCCACUGAGAAUUGUUUCAUUAGGAAAACGCAAAAGCCUGUGUGCAUUUAUGAUGAACGAACAGGAAUGGAAAUUGGGGAGAACCCGGCGAUUCAAGUGCAGUAUCUUCCCUGUGAUUCAAAAGAGAAUCAAAAUGCUAGUAUUCAACCGACACGUUCAGAAGACAUUUACUCCCAAAGCUCAGGGAGGGAUACAGAAAAGCAAGAAAUCAUAAAGGAUGAAACAUUCCCCUCCAAGAACCAAGAGGACAGCUGCUCUGUCGAAAAUGGUCUGAUUAACCCCAAGUACACUCAUUUGAAGAGUUUCAAAAAUACUGAUGACAACAACAACGAUUUAGGAAUUAUAUCCAGCAACAUAAACAAACACAACGGUCCUGUAAAUGGAAACAAAGACGACAAUUCCAAAACAGAUAUUCCUUCUGUUAAUCCGGGAACAACAGAAAACAGUCCAAGAGAAGAGGUCGCCCAGGUUCUGAAAAAUCUCAUAGACGAUGUAAUCCGUAUUACUGGAAACCACGACAACAAGCCAAAAGAGGAUGUUGGCCGUGAUAUGGAAAUCAUGAAGAAUUUUCUCAAAGAUCAACCUGACAGUGAUACUGUAAAAGAAAACAGUCCCAAAGUUGAUGUCAGUCUGUGCAGGAAAGAUACAGAGAACAGUUUCAACCAAGAUAAAGUCAGUUUUAUUGAUAAAGAAGCUGACAUUCAGAGAGAUGGUACACUCCAUGAUGUAAAGAAUAUACCUGAAGCCAGCAGUGCCAUACAGGAUUGCAGUAAUGUAACUGGAAACAAAGAUGUCCACCCCCAAAACACACAUAGUGUUUCUCAUGUUAUUGACUCCACUGAGAAUUGUUUCAUUAGGAAAACACAAAAGCCUGUGUACAUUUAUGAUGAACGCUCAGGGUUAGAAAUUGUGGAGGUUCAUGCGCAGUAUCUUCUCUGUGAUUCAAACAAGGAUCAAAAUACUAGUAUUCAACCGACACAUUCAGCAGACAUGUACCCCCAAAGCUCAGGGAGUGAUACAGAAAAGCAAGAAAUCAUAAAGAUUUCCAAUGAGGAGGAGAAAACAUGUCUUGUAGAUUUAACACAAGCUGCUUCUGUAGCUCCACUCAAAACGCAUAUUUCCCAGAGAAAUGGUCUAGUUGUCAUGGACUCUGAGAUUUGUUUGUUAUCAACAGAGAUUAUUUAUCCAGAGGAGUUUCAGCAUAAAAAUCCCAAUUUGAAGGACUCUGAAAGCAUUGCUGAUGAUGAAGAUUUUACUGAACACACUGCUAGUGUAUCAAACAAGAGAUCACCUUUCUGGCGUGUGUUUCUUUGUGGAUCCUGUUGCUCAUCAGUGAAUAAAAAAGAAAACCCUAUUCAUAGAGAAAAAAUUGGAAUUCUAAACAGAAUUCGGAAGUUUUUCAGGAGGAAUUAAAGUUGUAGGAAUCCAGAUUAAAUUAAUUUAAAGA